UAGAUAUCGAUAUGUGGUCCCACACACACAAUCAUUUCCAUAGUAUGUUUAUUUUUAUUGCAAAACGCAUUUAAAAACAAGUAGUAGGUAGGCAGCAAACCGUCGGUUGCUGCUUUAUUGUUCGCAUAAACAAAUCGCACUUCAUGCUGAUAAGUAGUCCAUUAUCAAAAAUGCUCGUUUGCUACAAACAAUAACAGCAGCAAUAAUAAUAUACUGCAUUGAACUUCGAAUCUACAGAACACGAACUUUGUCACUUCUACUCACUCACUCACACACGCACAUACGUAUGCAGUUGAAAGAGUCCGUCGAUGUGGAUGUGAAUCAAUAACAAAAUUCCAGUAGCAGCGACAACAACAACAGCAAUAUCACAAUCUGUUAGAUAUUUACAGCGUCAAUUUUGGGUGUCUGCACUUGCACAAGUUAAUUAGCAAUUUGUUCAGUUAACCAUGGCCAGCAUUGAGGAACGUUUCCAGGCGGCUGUCAACGUGAUCAAAGGACUACCUAAGAAUGGACCCUAUCAGCCCAGCAUGAGCAUGAUGCUCAAGUUUUAUGGACUAUUUAAGCAGGCAUCGGAGGGCAAUUGCUCGCCCAAGAAGCCGGCCUUCUGGGAUGUGGUGGGUCGUGCAAAAUGGGAUGCUUGGAACAGCAAUCGACAUUUGAGCAAAGAACAGGCGAUGCAGCGCUAUGUAGAGAGCCUGCAGGAAAUUAUUGAAACCAUGUCGUUUACGGAGAAUGUGCAAAACUUUGUGGGCAGCCUCGACGGCCUAAGCAACAUCAACUUAGACGAACUGGAGCUGGUAUCGCCUGGCAUGCGUGAACUAGCCGAAUCGCAUCCCAAUUCACCGUUUCAUUCACGCACAAACAGUCCACAGCAUGGCAACAGUUCAAAUGGAAUUGAUGUUGAGGAUACUCCCAUUGCUGCCUCGUCCACAGAGACCUUAACCAAUGGCCACGCAAGUCCACUGACCAAUGGGUUUACAAGCACCAAAGCAAGCAAUGGCUACUCAAUGCACGACUCUAGCAGCAAUAACAAUUACACAAAUAACAGUAGCGUGGCCAUUGUAGAGCCAUCCGAUGAUGAAUACGAUGAUCCCUAUGAAACGAUGCUGCCCCAAGAACUUACACAAGCUAUCACGCACAAUACGGAUCUGCUGCGGCAAAUCCAAAACACAGUGACAAGCAUGAACAGCGAUAUGGCUGCAGUGCAGCAGCGAGUGCGCAGCAUGGAGCAAUCAUUGCUGGAUCUGCGCAAUGCACAAAAGUUACAGGCAAAGAAUGGGCGACAGCAGCAGCCCGCUUGGUGGCCAUUCAAGGAUAUAUCGCCAAUAUGGUUUGCAGUGUUGGUGCUGUGGCCUUUUGUGGUUCGACGGUUGGCGCGACUGGUAGAGAGCAAGCGCCGCUGACGGCGCAAACCAUUAGACUAGCUAAAUUGGUAUGGUAGUUAAAUUAUACUCGCGGUUAUGGGCACGAGCUUUGUGUGGCUUGAUUUUAUUCUCGAAUGCUUUGCACUUCUUGUACAGAGUUGGCCUUGUAUUAGUUUCUUAAGGUUUAUCCAGUUGCAAUAUGUAUAUUUUAUAUAUUAUAGUAUGUGUUAGUCGCAAACGAGACACAAACAUCUAAGCUAUUAGUGGCACAUUCCCCCCUAUCCCAUCAACAUUUAUUUUAGUUAUUAAGUCAAAAGCUUUUUGUUCAUUUUGCCCAGGCUGGGCGCGCUUUUGCCUUGGCCCAUAGCGCUGCCUCUUCUUUUUGUUCAUAGACUGUGGCAAAUGGUUGUAAAAAACAGAAAAAAAACCAUUUAAUUUGUUGCUAAUUAUAAUUUUUGUAAUAAAAUCAUGUAAAAUGCUGAUUAUCACAA
Drosophila hydei is the source of this 1855-nucleotide messenger RNA. RefSeq names its product acyl-CoA-binding domain-containing protein 5. The transcript has 3 exons. Gene Ontology annotation, molecular function: protein binding; fatty-acyl-CoA binding. NCBI's taxonomy places the organism in Eukaryota, Metazoa, Arthropoda, Insecta, Diptera, Drosophilidae. The record is from RefSeq and is a predicted model, not a curated record. Gene Ontology annotation, biological process: fatty acid metabolic process. The coding region runs from base 447 to 1403 and encodes 318 amino acids.